AUGUCACAGGAUAAAAUUUUAGAAGGGUCUUUUUCAUAUAAUAUAUACAAAGAAUUAGAUAAUGAUGUUGAAGAAAAGAAUUAUGAUGAUUACUGUACUGUAUUCAAUAAUGAUGAAGAUAAUACUGAAAAAAAGUGUUACGAUCUUUGUAAAAGAAUAUCAAGAAAUACACAUAUUUUAUCUAAUUAUGUUAAUACAAAUAAUUUUACAACUCUCUGUUCACAUUAUAGAUACUGGACAUAUUAUAAUAUAAAAAAAAUUUUAGGAGAUGAUACAAAUGAUAAUAAUGCCAAACCAAUAAUUACUAAAUUUAAACAGGUUCUAGAUAAUAUUAGAAAGAUCUCUAAUGCGUUUUAUUGCCAAUAUGAGUUUAAUGAUGAUAUUAUAAAAAAACUAAACGAUAUGAAAGAACAAAAAUAUUUGUAUGAUUAUUUUCAAAAUUAUGACAGUAUUAAAACAUCUGACACAUGUGAAGUUGUUACACCUGAAAAAUAUGAAAAAUACCUUAAUUAUAUUAUUACAUUAUAUAAUAAGCGUAAAGAGGAGGAUGUAUGUUGCUCUGGUCCAUUCUUGAUAGACUGCGAAGACUAUUUUAAAUGCGAUGACGAAUUUGAUCCUAAUAUGCUGUUGUCUACAUUAAAAUCUAACAGACAAAAAAAAUGCGAUAACUUGAUAAAAACUCUUCCAACUUUAACAUCCGGCGUUACAUCACGUUCAGGGAGUUCCCUAACAAAUAUUACAGGUUCAAUUUAUUAUUUCAAGUGUACAGAUAUACCAAAUGGUAACAUUACACAUAGCCAACAAAAAGGUGGAAGACUUAGGUGUCAUAGAUUUAGUACAUCUGAUAGAUCGCAUAAUAAUCUAAUAUCGCCUUCUCUUCAACCUCCUUUUGUGCAAGUUCCUUUUACGAUUUCUGGACAAAGAGGAUUUUCUUUAUCUGCAGAAUUACCACGUGAGAGCCUAGAAUUAAACGAACAUUUAAAAAAACAAUAUAUGUUAUCCUCUUCACACACACUAGAUCUAACUCAAGAUAAGAGUGAUGAUAAAAAUGCUCCUUGCAAAAAUACACUAUUAGUAAGAGAUGUAUCAGGACUAUGCAGAGAGCCCGAUGUUCGCGAAACUCAAACUAUUGGAGUAAAAUUGAACACAUAUGCUCCAAGAAGAAAAAUAAAAAUCAAACUAAAUCAUAAUUCUAACAUGUUCGAAAACAAUUUUUUUCGCGUUGGAAUCGCACUUACUGUGAUAGUUGGAAUAAUAUUCACUAUUUUCCUUUUUUAUAAAUUUACUCCUUUUGGAAAAUGUUUUCAUAAAAAAGUAUCAAGGAAAAAAAGAAUUGACGAUUAUUAUGAUGAUCCCUAUAUGCGGCAGUUUAUUAUCCGCGCUCCAAAAUAUGGAAGAAGAAAAACAGGGAAUAGAGGAUUACAAUUCUCUUAUUAUUCUAGGUAA
Molecule: messenger RNA, 1446 nt
Organism: Plasmodium malariae
Lineage: Eukaryota; Apicomplexa; Aconoidasida; Haemosporida; Plasmodiidae
Product: PIR protein
Exons: 3
Coding region: 1-1446 (481 amino acids)
Source: RefSeq, a predicted model, not a curated record